Molecule: messenger RNA, 504 nt
Organism: Cylicostephanus goldi
Lineage: Eukaryota; Metazoa; Nematoda; Chromadorea; Rhabditida; Strongylidae
Source: the annotation of a GenBank genome assembly
AAGUUUUCUUUCUUCAAAGCAAAAAAUCAGAAAUCUACUUGCAGUAGAAAGGUCACAAAAAUUAUGAUUGUAGUCUCUUGGGUGGUGCCGAUUACGGUAGCGUUGGUGCUCUAUGGAUACUAUGACUGCGAUUUUGUGUUUGACAAUAAUAUUUGGGCAUUCGUCUUCACACAGACAAAGGAAUGCAAGUUCAUAUCGUGGAAUAUUGACUUUUACAAGGACUUAUCUAUAGUCAUAGUAAUCGCUGUUGUCGAUGUUCUUACAAUAUUGAAAGUACACAUAACCAACGUCGAGAUACGUAAAACUGGAAGAACAGAUAGCGAUCGAAGGCGCAAGAAUGAAAUUAAUUUCUUGAAACAGGCCGUCAUGCAAGGUAUAGUGUUUGUUGUGGAACUCUAUACAUACUUCUAUCUUGCAUGGCAGUUUAACAACAGAUGGAUUGUGUGGACUUUGACGACAGCUGCUUGGAACAUAGUACACUGCAGUGACUCGUACGUAACUUAA